This is a messenger RNA of Merops nubicus (carmine bee-eater), 313 nucleotides long. It is a transcript of the gene FAM163B, whose product is annotated as family with sequence similarity 163, member B. The annotation marks the transcript as partial. NCBI's taxonomy places the organism in Eukaryota, Metazoa, Chordata, Aves, Coraciiformes, Meropidae. The record is from RefSeq and is a predicted model, not a curated record. The transcript has 2 exons.
AGGCUGUUAAUGGAGAGGAGGGCGGAUGACAGCCGGGACCGUGGUCAUCACCGGUGGAAUAUUAGCGACUGUCAUUUUGCUCUGUAUCAUCGCCGUCCUCUGCUACUGUAGGCUCCAGUACUACUGCUGCAAGAAGGAUGAGUCCGAGGAGGACGAGGAGGAGCCCGACUUCGCCGUGCACUCCCACAUCCCUCCUCUCCACUGCAACCGCAACGUAGUGUUGACCAACGGGCCGGCCAUCUACACCUCCUCCCCCUUCGGCAAGAAACCCACCCCGAGCCGGCCCAGGUGCCCCCGCUGGACCCCCUCAGAG